ACUGCCACAAAGUGUUCAGCCAUGUCAUCGAAAAGUGAAGUUUGAAUAAGUUGUCUCUGGUAAUGUUCUGCUGCGGCGUGGGCGCGGGGCGCACGGGAUGGAAAGAGCUGAAAAGGGGCGACCAAAGAUGUGAAGCCAAAAAUAUCUGCACUGUAAUAAGUUAUGAUGGCGAAUUUAAGUCUUCCUUGGGAUGCUCUUAAUUUGACUAUUGUCAUGGCUCACCGGGCUGAAAUGAUGGAAAACCCUUUUCAGGUCUAUCUCAUAGGAAUCAUCAUCUCCAUAUGUGGCAACGUUCUCAUCAGCAUUUCCCUCAACAUACAGAAAUAUGCCCACGUCUGUCUGUCCCAGAGAGGCUCCAAGCCUUACUACACCUCCGUGAUUUGGUGGUGCGGUCUGCUUCUCAUGGGUGUUGGUGAACUGGGGAAUUUUGCUGCCUACGGCUUUGCCCCAGCAUCCCUCAUCGCCCCACUGGGCUGUGUGUCUGUCAUAGCGAGCGCUUUCAUCUCUGUGAUUUUCCUCAAGGAGAACUUUCGUGUCUCUGACGUUGUGGGUGUCACACUGGCAAUAACAGGAACCUACAUCUUGGUGACAUUUGCCCCCCACACGUCCACUCACAUUACAGCCCAACUGGUCCAGUACAAUGUCGUCAACUGGUACUUCCUGUUGUACCUUAUGAUCGAGGUCAUCGCCUUUUGCAUCCUGCUCUUCCUAUACUACAAGAAGAAUAUGAAGAAGAUUGUGAUUGUGAUGCUGCUGAUAGCGCUGCUUGCCUCGCUUACAGUCAUCUCAGUGAAAGCUGUGUCGGGAAUGAUCACAGAGACGAUAAAAGGUCACCUGCAGCUCAUCUAUCCCAUCUUCUACGUUAUGUUCGUUAUCAUGGUGGCCUCCUGCGCCUUCCAGAUCAAGUUUCUCAAUCAGGCAAUGAAAAUGUUUGAUGCCACAGAGGUGGUUCCAAUCAACUUUGUGUUUUUUACUGCAAGUGCCAUUGUUGCAGGGAUAAUCUUUUACCAGGAAUUUGAGGAUUUGGCAUUACUGAAUAUUUUCAUGUUCCUUUUUGGGUGUCUGCUAUCCUUCCUGGGAGUUUUUCUGAUAGCCAGAAAUAGACCAAAAGCAAAGAAACAAGAUUGCAACUUUAUAGAAAUGGAUAUGGUACCUGGACAGAGUCGUACAAACAGAGUGCAGCCCGAGUCCAAAACUCAGACAUACGGAUCGUCGGCGGCCAAGUUCAUGUGUAACAGAGGUGACCAAAUAGAAGAUUCUUAAGACCCGUCCCAUCUGUUCAGACUGAGGAAGUCUGUGAACACAUGCCUCCUGCUGGCCCAAAUGUGAAUGGGCAACACAUUUGAAGACAUUCUCUGGGCUAGCUUUAUAUGCAGAUAAGAAAAAUAGUCCACUUCUCCCGAGUGUUAUGGCACUAUUAAUUAACAACUCCCAAAAGCGGAACUUCAUGUGACCUGAUGUCAACUUGUCCAGAGAAACACUUUGGCCAGAUAUGAACCAAUAAAUCCAUCAAUGUGUGAUGUACAUAAUUUGAAACAAAAUGUAAAGUGAUGUGCUAUGUGUUUGGUGCAUAUGUCAGUGUCUUAACUAAACAUGCUAAUGAAACUUUGUGGCAUAUGAAAAACAUAUCAAGCACUACACCUCAAAUAAACCACAUGAAGACCUGAA
Syngnathus acus (greater pipefish) is the source of this 1668-nucleotide messenger RNA. RefSeq names its product NIPA-like protein 2. Gene Ontology annotation, biological process: magnesium ion transport. Bases 163 to 1263 code for a protein of 366 amino acids. Gene Ontology annotation, molecular function: magnesium ion transmembrane transporter activity. The transcript has 11 exons. The record is from RefSeq and is a predicted model, not a curated record. NCBI's taxonomy places the organism in Eukaryota, Metazoa, Chordata, Actinopteri, Syngnathiformes, Syngnathidae. Gene Ontology annotation, cellular component: membrane.